CACUUUUCCCAAUGAAAAGCAAAUGGAUUUAGCAGUUUUAUCCCGAUGCGGGUGUCCUUCCUCUCUGUAAAGUCGUAAGUACCUUGAGGUGGGAGGAGUAAAUACAGCCUGACACUGAGAGCGCUUUUGUUGAAACAGGAGAGACUUGCGGUGUCCCUACUUAAAUAUGACACAUGACGAUGGACAGGCCGCCCGCCCCGCCGCCCCCCAGUGACCCCCGCGAUGCCCGCCCCGCCCGGCGGCACGACUCGGAAGCGGAGACCACGAGCGAGCCGGAGAGCAGCCGCGGGGGCAUGGAGGCGCCGGCGGACCCCCAGCUGCUGCUCAACGGGGCGGCCAAGGAGGCGGGCCGGCCCUCCCCCGGGCCCCCCGCCGCCCCUGUGCCCGUCAUCGAGCUGGUGCGCCGGGGGGGCUCCCUGGACAUAAAAAGCCGUGAGGCGGCGGGAGAGGCGAUGCAGAGAGCUCCGGGAGCCGAGCCGUGCCGCGCCGCCGAGGCCGCCUGCGAGGCCCGCAUGGUGCAGCUGAGUCCCCCCGCGCUCCCGCUGCAGCCCCCCGGCAGGGCCAUGCUCUACAACCUGGGCCAGCCGCUGGCCACCAUCAACAGCGGGUUUUUCGGCGAACCGGACUCCUUCUCCAUGUACGGCAGCAACCGGGUGAAGCGGAGACCCUCUCCAUACGAGAUGGAGAUCACCGACGGUCCCCACACGAAAGUUGUCCGCCGCAUUUUCACCAACAGCCGGGAGAGAUGGAGGCAGCAGAACGUCAACGGGGCCUUCGCAGAGCUGCGCAAGCUCAUCCCCACCCACCCGCCCGACAAAAAACUCAGCAAGAACGAGAUUUUGCGCCUGGCUAUGAAAUACAUCAACUUCCUGGCCAAGCUGCUCAACGACCAGGAGGAAGAAGGAAACCAAAGGGGCAAAGUGAACAAAGACUCGGGGAUAGUCCAGGAAGAYCUCCUGCAGGACAUGUUGUCUCCCAACUCUAGCUGUGGAAGCUCUUUGGACGGGGCGGCGAGCCCGGACAGCUUCACGGAAGAGCACGAGGCGCUGGAUUCGAAGCACACGCGGAACCUGCACCACGCCAUCCUCCCCGUGGAAGGCAGCGCGCAGCGGUGAUGAUCCUCACGCUGCUCCCCAAAAACCACGGAGGAGAGGCCAGGCCUGGCCGUGCAGCUGCUGGAACUUGUGCUUUGUGGGGUUUGUGACUCUGCCUUUCCCUGGGAGCUCGGGCGGAGUGCUGGAGCGUUGGCUGAGGACAGGACCAACCCAGACGGACGUUGGGGUUUAGGUACGCGACCGUACAAAGAAGAAAAGCGUUGAAGUCAUCUUCGUUGUACAGAACUGCUCGGGAUGGGACUCUGUGGAGGGUGAGGAGACGUGGCCGGUGCCUCUCCAGCCUUUAGAGGGUUUUCAGACCUCUUGAUGGCCGUCUCUUUUCAAACAGUCAUCUGGGUGAGACACGGAACUCCUCCAUCCCUGCUGGUGGAGGCCACCGGCGCUUUCUGGCUCCACGUGGUGCUGGAAACUGCUGCAUCACGCCAGAGCUGCAGCRAUUGGAGCUCUAAAAGGAGCUUGGCUACAUGUUCCUGUUGUCCGAGAGCUUUUGACUGUAUCUUUUUAAAGAAGUGAAAAAACACCCUCAGCAAAAGAACUAUUAAAAGGAUUUAGACUAUUUCUUUUUCUCUCCUUUUUUCUUUUUUCUUUUUUUUUUUUUUUCUCCCCUCCCUUUCUUCCUUUCCCUUCUAUCUAUUUUUGGAUUGUUUGGGGUUAUUGUAUUUAUGACGUGGGAUUACUUCUGUUUAACACUGUCAUGCAGUAUCCACUGAAUGAAAAGGUACAUAAGUGUUUUCUGCCACCCUCCCAGUCCCUGAUUCUUCUGCUGGUAACACUCAGCAGCUGCGUUCCAAGCCUGUUGUGGUCUCCUAGAUCUUUUUCUGUGAUUUCUUUAGGGCCAGAGCUUCUCUCAAGAAAGAUGAAUUUCAGAGUUGGUAAGGGAAAAAAAAAAUAUUUGCUAGUGAAGUAUGUCCUUGGACUGGGGGAUUUUUAAAUUCAAAAAAGCAAAAA
Messenger RNA from Malurus melanocephalus (red-backed fairy wren), 2063 nucleotides. It is a transcript of the gene TAL1, whose product is annotated as TAL bHLH transcription factor 1, erythroid differentiation factor. Gene Ontology annotation, molecular function: DNA-binding transcription factor activity, RNA polymerase II-specific; RNA polymerase II cis-regulatory region sequence-specific DNA binding; protein dimerization activity. The transcript is spliced from 5 exons. The record is from RefSeq and is a predicted model, not a curated record. Bases 174 to 1115 code for a protein of 313 amino acids. Gene Ontology annotation, biological process: regulation of transcription by RNA polymerase II. Lineage: Eukaryota; Metazoa; Chordata; Aves; Passeriformes; Maluridae.